UAUAAAAAGAGCAGUUCUUGGUGUAGCAGUCAUUCUGUAAACUUGAGCAGGUUUAAAGAAAAAUGUUCCUUUUACUGACGGCGUUCUCUUUCGCUUUAUUUGCAUGCGGAGAUGUCCAUGCUAAGAAGCUCCACCACAUAAUAGGAGGAACUGCUGCCAAGAAGUGUGAAGUCCCUUACAUCGCAGUAGUUUAUGUAAAAAGAGGUGCUAAGGGUUUCCUUUGCGGUGGUUCUUUCAUAGACGAUAGACACGUCUUGACGGCUGCUCACUGCUUAGAAGGCGAUGAAGUCACGGCUACCGUUAUAUACGAUUUUCUUGACAUACAUUCUCCAAAAGCGAUUGCAAGAAUAUCGGAAUAUGCUAUACAUCCUGAAUUCAAUAUAAAUAAUUCAUCAGUAUUGAACGACAUAGCAGUUAUAACUCUGAAAAAGGCGAUAAAAUUUAGCGAUUGUGUAAAACCGAUCCGACUGGCAUCUUCCAAUGAAGAGUUUAUUGGUGAUUGUAAGGCGGCUGGAUGGGGCAAGACUAACGGUAUACAAAGUUCCAGCUCAGAUAAGCUACUUUUUGUUGACAUCCCAUUGGUUGACGAGGAGAGCUGCAAUGAAAACGGUGCAAAUGUUAACGAACAACAUAUCUGUGCUGGGGAAAUGAAGGCCAUGGGGAAAACUACAUGUCAGGGAGACUCUGGUGGACCGUUGGCUUGUACCAGUGCCGACGAUGGUGAAACUGUUUUGGCAGGUAUUACUUCCUAUGGUUGGGAAUGUACAAAUGGAUUGUCAGUCUUUACCAGAGUUUCUUAUUUCAAGGAAUGGAUCGAAAAUGAACUCAACUGAAUAUCCAAGAGACGAUUCAGAAACAUCGAUGUCUUUAGAUGGGAAUAAAUGAUUUAUUGUUUCA
Messenger RNA from Octopus sinensis (East Asian common octopus), 897 nucleotides. Its product is annotated as mast cell protease 1A. Bases 63 to 833 code for a protein of 256 amino acids. The record is from RefSeq and is a predicted model, not a curated record. Gene Ontology annotation, biological process: proteolysis. The transcript has 6 exons. Gene Ontology annotation, molecular function: serine-type endopeptidase activity. Lineage: Eukaryota; Metazoa; Mollusca; Cephalopoda; Octopoda; Octopodidae.